CUGCCUCGCAGCCGUCGGGAUGGAGGUGAGACGGCAGCCGUGACGCCCGCCCUCGAGCACCCCUGCACCGCAGCGGCCCGCAGCGCUCCCCGCCCCCCGCCCCCGCAGCAGCGGGCCUUGCCGUCGAGUGACAGCGGCCUGGGGGGGCAGGGGGGGCGGGGGCGGCCGGACCAGCGAUGCCGGCGGGCAUGACGAAGCAUGGCUCGCGCUCCACCAGCUCGCUGCCGCCCGAGCCCAUGGAGAUCGUGCGCAGCAAGGCGUGCUCACGCCGGGUGCGCCUCAACGUCGGGGGCCUGGCGCACGAGGUGCUGUGGCGCACUCUGGACCGCCUGCCCCGCACGCGCCUGGGCAAGCUCCGGGACUGCAACACGCACGACUCUCUGCUCCAGGUGUGCGACGACUACAGCCUCGAGGACAACGAGUACUUCUUCGACCGCCACCCGGGCGCCUUUACCUCCAUUCUCAAUUUCUACCGCACGGGCCGGCUGCACAUGAUGGAGGAGAUGUGCGCGCUGAGCUUCAGCCAGGAGCUGGACUACUGGGGCAUCGAUGAGAUCUACCUGGAGUCCUGCUGUCAGGCCCGCUACCACCAGAAGAAGGAGCAGAUGAACGAGGAGCUGAAGCGCGAGGCCGAGACUCUGCGGGAGCGGGAGGGCGAGGAGUUCGACAACACGUGCUGCGCCGAGAAGAGGAAGAAACUCUGGGACCUGCUGGAGAAACCCAACUCGUCGGUGGCCGCCAAGAUCCUGGCCAUCAUCUCCAUCAUGUUCAUCGUCCUUUCUACCAUCGCCCUGUCACUCAACACACUGCCUGAGCUGCAGAGCCUGGAUGAGUUUGGCCAGAGCACGGACAACCCGCAGCUGGCGCACGUGGAAGCGGUAUGCAUUGCAUGGUUCACCAUGGAGUACUUGCUGCGCUUCCUGUCCUCGCCCAAGAAAUGGAAGUUUUUUAAGGGCCCUCUCAACGCCAUCGACUUACUGGCCAUCCUGCCCUACUACGUCACCAUCUUCCUCACGGAAUCCAACAAGAGUGUGCUGCAGUUCCAGAACGUCCGCCGUGUGGUCCAGAUCUUCCGAAUCAUGCGCAUCCUUCGCAUCCUGAAGCUGGCUCGCCAUUCCACCGGCCUGCAGUCCCUGGGUUUCACACUGCGCAGAAGCUACAACGAGCUGGGCUUGCUCAUCCUCUUUCUCGCCAUGGGCAUCAUGAUUUUCUCCAGCUUGGUCUUCUUUGCCGAGAAGGAUGAGGAUGACACCAAGUUCAAAAGCAUCCCUGCCUCUUUCUGGUGGGCCACCAUCACCAUGACAACUGUUGGGUAUGGAGACAUCUACCCUAAGACUCUCCUGGGGAAGAUCGUGGGGGGCCUCUGCUGCAUCGCUGGGGUCCUAGUGAUUGCUCUUCCCAUUCCCAUUAUCGUUAACAACUUCUCGGAGUUCUACAAGGAGCAGAAGCGUCAGGAGAAAGCCAUCAAGCGGAGAGAGGCUCUGGAGAGAGCCAAGAGAAAUGGCAGCAUCGUGUCCAUGAACAUGAAGGAUGCCUUCGCCCGGAGCAUCGAGAUGAUGGACAUUGUGGUGGAGAAGAAUGGAGAGAACAUGUCUAAGAAAGAUAAAGUGCAAGAUAACCACCUGUCUCCCAACAAGUGGAAAUGGACCAAGAGGGCACUGUCCGAGACCAGCUCAAGCAAGUCCUUUGAAACCAAGGAGCAGGGGUCCCCUGAGAAGGCCAGAUCGUCUUCCAGUCCUCAGCAUCUGAAUGUCCAGCAGUUGGAAGACAUGUACAAUAAGAUGGCCAAGACACAGUCCCAACCCAUCCUCAAUACCAAGGAGAUGGCCCCACAGAGCAAGCCGACGGAAGAGCUGGAGAUGGCAAGCAUGCCCAGCCCCGUGGCCCCUCUGCCCACGCGCACAGAAGGCGUCAUCGACAUGCGAAGCAUGUCCAGCAUUGACAGCUUCAUCAGCUGUGCCACAGACUUCCCUGAAGCCACCCGAUUCUCCCACAGUCCUCUGGCAUCCCUCUCCAGCAAGGCUGGGGGCAGCACAGCUCCAGAGGUAGGCUGGCGGGGGGCUCUGGGUGCCAGUGGUGGGAGACUCGUUGAGGCCCACGCCACUCCUGAAGCCAGUUGCUCUGGUUUCUUCGUGGAGAGCCCCAGGAGUUCCAUGAAGACCAACAACCCCAUGAAGCUCCGGGCACUCAAGGUCAACUUCAUGGAGGGUGACCCCAGCCCGCUGCUGCCCUCUCUGGGGGUGUACCACGAUCCUCUUAGGAACAGAGGCGGUGCAGCAGCUGCGGUCGCAGGACUGGAGUGCGCCUCACUUUUAGACAAGCCUGUGCUGAGCCCAGAGUCGUCUAUCUACACCACAGCAAGUGCCAGGACACCCCCUCGCUCCCCUGAGAAACACACAGCAAUAGCAUUCAACUUUGAGGCGGGCGUCCACCAGUACAUAGACACGGACACAGAUGAUGAGGGUCAGCCGCUCUACAGCGUGGACUCCAGUCCUCCCAAGAGUCUCCAUGGGAGCACCAGCCCCAAGUUCAGCAUUGGAACUAGAACAGAGAAGAACCAUUUUGAAAGCUCCCCCUUGCCCACCUCCCCCAAGUUCUUAAGGCCAAACUGUGUCUACUCCUCAGAAGGGUUGACUGGGAAAGGCCCCGGAGCUCAAGAGAAGUGCAGACUGGAAAACCACACCUCCCCCGAUGUGCACCUGCUGCCCGGGGGAGGAGCGCAUGGGAGCACUCGGGAUCAGAGCAUCUGAGCUGCCCACCGCAGAGGGGAAUUUGCAGGAGAAAUCGAGGAGCGGAGGGAUGCUUGGCUUGCUGCUGCUGAGUUCUGUAUGACCUCAGAGACACAAGGCCCCUGCAGAGCCCCAAGAACAGGAGAGACCCUGAGAGCCAUGACAGGCCUAUGGACAACGUAACCAGCCAAGCCACAGGGGCCAUACCUCCUAACAGCACCUUCCUGAGAUGACGUAAGCGGAGCUCACAGCCACUAAGACCUAGCCUGGGCCACCCACUCCUCUGGAGGCUCUCCCAGCCUCUGAAUGUGCCAUCUCUGUCUCUCGUGGCUUCAGCUGGAGGAGGGCAUUGGAACAAGCGGCUGCCAGUGAAAGAAUGGGUCGACCAAGUAGUUCUGGGUGUUGCCUAGCCACCUCCAAGAGCACUGCCCUCUGUGGCAGGGGACGGGGGACACUUUGAUCCUGAGGAAUUCUCCGCUCCAUCAGCCAUGGUCCCGGCGCAUAACCCUUAAUGAAGCAACUGCUUGACUGAUUCAGUAUUCUGUGGUGCCCAGGGCUUUAUCCUGGGACGCUGUAAGGGUGAGCUGACAAUCUGGACUCAAUUCUUUCUGCCCUCCUGGCAAUCAAGGAAGGGUUCAAGACGGCUGGGACCCAGCCCAGGAGAUAAACCAGACCACCGCUUUUAGGGCUGUCACAGGAAUGAGCGUUCCAAACAGCACUAGCCUGAACUCAAAAGAUACAUGAGCGUCAAAUAUGCAAACAAGAUAGAUUAUUCAAAGAGACUGUGUGACUGAAGAACAGCAUUAAAAAAAUAAUAAAUUUCAUUUUCUACAUGAAAAAAAGGAAAAAAAAAAAAAAAAAGCCCUCACUGAACUGCCCUGUGCAGGCUUCUGACUACUUUUUGUUGUGGUGGGGAACAUGGGAACAUAUCUACUAUGAGAGACGUUCUUUUUUUUCUUUUUUUUUUUUCCUGUGGUAUUCAAGCUAAAAAAUAAUAAGUUAAUAAAAAGCACUUUAUGUUUUUCUAAUCUAGGCUCUACCAGGGACAGUGUCAAGAUCUCACACUCUAAAUCAAGCACUAUUUCCUGUGGGCCGCAUGGUGGCCCUGCACUUGGGGUAUUUCUUGUGCCCAUUUCUGGCCACAGUGGGUCUCACUGUCACCACAUUAGAGUCUGGGGCUCCUCCAUAGCCCCGUCGUGGGUCAGGAGGGGUCCUUAGCCCUCGGGGCAGAGCUCUCUUAAAGUCCCGUGUGCAAGAGACACACACGUCUCAGAAGGGCGCGGCAACUGGGGGUCGGGAAUCGCACUGUUCUUUCGUGUCAACCAGCCAUUGUGUGUCCUGUGUCACUGUCCUGAAAGCCCGAUGCUCUUUCCUGCAGCCAUCUAGGCAGACGGCACAGCCAAAAGCAAUAAGUACCCAUGUGUGUCCCUGGAGGUUCCGAUGUACCUCCUGGUGUCGGUCUUCCUGUCCUAGCGUGUUGACCUGGCGGUGUCCUGCCUGCUUGUAACCCAGUGGCACAGUGUUGUUGGCCUUCCUCAGUGACACCAGUCCGCACGAUGCUAUAGUCAACGGCUUGUGUAUCAGUAGAGAUGGUGUUAUUGGUCAGCCUGUCUGUAGUACAAUGGGGCAAUGUGGUUUUCUUACUAUAGUGUUAGUGGAUAAUGUCCCAAAUGCUGUAGCGUCCUCCUCCCUGUCCUCAGAACAGUGACAGGCAUGUGUCUUCCUGAUGGAGCAAUGACAUGAUAUUGAUCACCUGUCCUCGGUAUAAUUUAUGGCUGGUCUGCCCAAUAGUUCAAUGGCAUGAUCCACCCAUCAGCACACUUCCAUCACAAGGUUCUGCCUCCUGUUUCCACGGCUGAGGUCAGGCCACCUAACACAGGCAGAAUGCUAAAGGGUUAGACACCAACCUUAAGCAAAGUGUUUUCUACAGUUCAUGACACUUCUCAGCACUUCCGGGGACCAGGGUCCCCUCCCUCCACAGGGUGCACCUUGGCAUUUGCUGUGAGUCAAGAAAACCGAGAAGUUGACUGUCUGACCGGCCUCAGAGCUUUCUCAAAACAGAUGUAGAGGGGCUGGGACAGUGAAGGUCACCAUGAACAGCAGCGCCCUGGAGGCAGGAAGCAGGGGGGAGGGACGGGACUCCAGGGCCCCCGAUGAGCUCAGCCCGGUGCUGGGGGCCUGUCGGUGGGACCGUGGGACCGUUCUGCUGACCAUCUUUCGUGUCUCUUUGUUUCUUCAUCACCAUAGAUGUUACCCAGCAGCACAAAUGUGAAACUUCAGGGAAAACAAACCAACGCUUUUUGAUAAAAAGUAAAUAGUUGUGAUUUCCGAUUCAGAUAUUUUUAGAGCUAUCUGUAAAAACUCCUACUGAUGAUAUAGUCUAUUUUACAUAUCAGGAAGCAGACAUGUCUUAACAUAGCCAUAUAUAGCCAGAAGGAAGUUACUGUCCCCGUCUUCAAAUCAAGGCAUUUCAUUUGUCGGUUAAGCCGAUGGCCAGUGGACAGAGUAGAACUGAUUUCUUUCUUUUCUAAGAACCAUUCGGUGCGACUCUCCUUGUAACCAAAGGCCCCUCUGCCUUGUGUCACGUAGGACCUGGCUGUCCCUUACUCCUGUGUUUUGUGUGACCUUAAAGUAGCAUUUUAUAGAGUAAACGGAAGACGAAUUCAGAAUCCCCUUUCCUAACUAAAGAAACAGAGUCUGACAGAGUUCCUACAGAAACAACCAUCAAAACUCAAUGUAGACUUUGCGUGAAAGUUUUCCGCUUUAUUUUGGGUUUUGCUGGUUUGUUGUUUUUGUUGUUGCUGUUGUUUUUGUGUCCCCCGUCCCCCCCCGUAUGUGUGUGUGCACUGUGGAAAUACAGCUUUUCCUCCAUGUGUGACUCAAGCUAGAACGUUGUACAUUCUCCUACCAGCCCUCCACCUGCUGACAAGGAACGCUGGGUUUCAUUCCACACACACCCGUCCUGGGUACCUGGGUUUACAAGCUCUGGGAAAGGUGGAGAAGAGUCACCAAGAUGAAGCGGUGUCUGACAGAAGGGUCUCGGUAGUGAAGAGGGAAGCCAGGGUGUGGAGGCAGAGGCUGCCUGAACUUGGUGGUCCAUUUCCGCCGGUCCUGAACCAACCAUAGCAAAAGGGAGUGAGAUACCGUCAGCAACACCGAGGUUAUGGUCCAGUUCUGAAAUCAACAGGGCUGUCAAGAACCCAGCGGAACUUGAACUCCAGCAUCCAUCCAUCCCAUCAUCAGAAAAGCCAGGCACAGGGCAGCUGUGUGUGCCCUUCACACUGGGAAGACCUGACCCAUGGGAGAGGUGUCUUCUCACCUUUUUAUCAUUGGAUGUCCCCAAAACAGCAGGGCUGAGGCUGCAGACUUCUCUCUGGGAUUCCAUCUUAAGCACAUUUAGAGGAGAAAGAGAAAAAGAAGAGAGACCAUUGGUCAUCAAGGAGAGAGGAAAUACCCAAAUCCUGAGGAAGCCAUCCUUAAUCCCCUCUGCUCACCCCCAGUGGUUGCCAGGAGUACAAGCUUUUUCCAACGGAGUCUCGCCUUCUUGUCCACCUCCUCCACGUUCCAUAGCUGCAGCCUCGUCUUGGCCCCUUCUCCUGAGAAGAUCCAUGUUUCUAAGGAGAAGAAAAACAACAACAACAAGACGCAACAGCAUCCUCUUCUACACAACUGUAAUGUAUUGUCAAUAUUUGUCAAUAUUUGUAAUUAUUAUGUAUUUGUCUGACUCUGGUCAUGGCUGGAAUGUCUAGUCCAUGAACAAGGGGAUAUUUAAAAUUCAUCACAGACAAGGGUCCCUAAAGCCAGGUCUUUCUAUAUAUUUAUAGAUAGAUAGAUAGAUAUAGAUAUAUAAAUAUCUCUCCUUUCCUUAUUUCUCUGCCAACUUGUCUCAAGUAAAGUAACCACAGACCACUGAAUCAAAAGAGGACACACAGAAAAGCUUCUAGAACACGCUCCUUCAGAGAUGUACUCUGUGUGUGUGUAGCUGAGAAGUUGGCAGAAGAAAGAAGGCCCCCGGGUCUCCAGCAGGACAACAGAACACUCCAGCCCCAGGCAUUCCUAACCUAUUAUUGUUUAUAGGACAACACUCAAAUGCUUUCAUGUCACCAGGCCAGAGCCGUCCAAACCAGCCCUUGGCCACACCUGGAAAUAAGAGUUACCUCUGCAUUUUCUGUUGCCGUUUCUUCUGGCUCUAGAAGCAUCUAUAUCCUAGGACAUCUACAUAUCUCAGAGUAGUCUAUUUUUUUGUUCAGAUAAAUAUAUAUAUAUAUGUAUUUUUAGUAUAUUUAUAAUAGGACAACUUAGUCUAAUUUCUUUUGUAACAGUAAUAUCUUGGGGGUUUUAUCGUUGCUCAUUCGCAUAGCUGGUCUUUUCUGCUCUUCCAUCAUUCCUUCCCACUGUCCCUUGGGCUGGUUUUUUGUUUGUUUGUUUGUUUGUUUGCUUUUCUUCUGUUGGAUUCUGGUUGUCUGGAGGUGAAGAAAGACUGGGGUUUGACAUCCUGGAAGACUGUGUUCCUGGCCCCUCGGGGGUGGUACAGUGAGGGGGGUGGGGAAUCUGUGUCUUUCUUCGUCACGUCUGUGAUCAGGUCUGGCUAUCACUCUUAAGAAUCCAGGUGUGCAUGAGCAAGUCAGGUGAAGCAGAGGUGGAGUUGGGACCUGGGCUGCCCAGAGCUUAGGCCUUACCCUCCCAGGAUCUUAAAAGACCGAGCUUUCUGGUUCCUAAAAAUACUGGAACCAAGACCCUCCUGCAAGCAAACUUGUUUCUGAUCGCUAAGCUCAGGAACUCUCCUGAGUUCCUCUUGGCCAGACUGUCCCCAUGUCCAGCAUCCUGCUUCCCAGGGCCACCAACUGGAUCCAGGGACCAGAGCAUGUGCAGGCUCUGGCAAGCUUCAGAGGAAUGUGCUGCAUCUCCGAUCCCUUUCUCACAGUCUCACCAAAAACCAGUGGCCAGACAGCCUUUUAGCCAAAAGCUGAGGAGCGACCGUCCAAAGCUGCGAUCUUCCUGCCCAGGUCCUUCUCAGCUGCGCAGAGUGAAAUUGAGGGCAAGGGCAGCAGUAUUUUUCCAGCUUCCACUUUUCCAAGCCUCUAGUCCUUGGUCAGUCCUGAACAUUCAUCUGGGAGGCAAUUUUGAGUCUAGGGGCAGGUGAUGGACAGACACCACAUGGAGUGAAAGGGGUUCUCCAUCAAUCACUUACAUGGAACAGCAAAGAAAGCCAAUCAGAUUGCCUCCCAUGCUCAACGGGUCACCCGCCUGCCUCAGCUCUGGGCUCUGAGCUCCAUCAGCAUCAGAUAUUUGGGUGGAGCCAGGACCAUCUCCAUCUCAGACAGUGAUGAUGUCCCCCGCCGAAAGAACCCCAAGAGGAUGCUAACCCAAAAACAAAUUCAUUAUCCUGGUGGUUGGAUUUUCUUUUCUUCCCUUUGGUUUUGUUCUGUUUUGUGGUGUUGGGAAAUCUAACUAGGGCCUUGGCUGUGUCGGACAAGUGCUCGACCCCUGAGCUACAUCUCCAGCCCCUGAAUGUAUUACUUUGGAAUGUAAUUCUUAUCGGUUUCCCCAGCCCUAAAAUUCCUGGUAAUCUGGUUUGUUCCAGAGCCAAAUAAAACAGGCAAGAUUUUGUGUGUGUGUGUGUGUGUGUGUGUGUGUGUGUGUAACUUUUGCAUAAGAAUAAAAUUUAAAAGUGCUGUCCUGAUAUUUCCCAGGUUUCCUACCCAGAUAAGUAAACAUUGGCUGUCUUCCCAAGAAAGAAGGGGUACGCUCUGACCUUCUCUCCUUGCCUUAGAAUUCCUCUCAAAAUUUCCAAAUGGCAAUUUGAACUGAAUUUGGAAGGGACUGUUAGUCAGGUGAGCCUUCUCUCCACGCGUAGCCCUACCUCUUUCCCUCUCAGCCAAGGUCCUGAAGAAAUCUAAAAGAGAGCAUUGGGCAGGGAGCUGGCCAAGGAUGUCAGCACCUAAUGUGAGUUGGUCAAUUCUGCUCAAAGCAAGUAAGCCCUUUCUCAGCAGUUAGGUGAUCUGCUCGUGGAAUGCAGUGCAUGGUGGGUAAGGAGCUCCAGACUACCUGCUGUAUUACAGGUAUUCACAGGGAGGCUGGAUAACGCACAAACGGGCCCUGGCAUUACUACAAAAUUGGACUGGAACUCAAAGCAAUUCUGUGGUGUGUGUGUGUGUGUGUGUGUGUGUGUGUGUGUGUGUGUGUGUGUGUGUUCUGUCCAUGGCCUUGUGUGCACAUGUGGGUAUCUGCAUGGGUGUCUUGAACAUUCUGGGCCCAGGUUCAGGCCACAUAGACAAGGACUUGGAACACAGCUGGUAGGACUCAGGUUAUAGGAUGGGGCCAUCCCAGGAGGCACCAAAGCAAGAGGCUGCAGCCAGGGACGCAACUUCACAAGCCUGCUCCUCGGGGACCUCUCUGACCCAGCCAGUCACUGACCCAACCCAUUCCCAGUGGCCUAACAAGGACCACUUGGAGAUGAGAUGCAUGCUGCCCUUUCCCUGGCCAGCAAAGGGCCAGCUCACCAAGUCCCCCUGUGGGUGGCCACCGCAUGGUGCUUCAGCCCUCCCCAGACCCUGUGCCCUCGGAGAGAUGCAGUGACAGCCCCACACCAGCCACCCACUGCCCAGGCAAUCCCAAAAGGCGCCAUUCCAAAAGGGCUCUUUUUUCCUGUUAAAUAAAAUAGUGAACCUAGUCAAGAUUUUCAAAGGUCUCUGCCCAAGAAAUAAAUCCAGAAAAAUCAAAAAGGCCAAGGUAGCUGUAAUUCUGCUUUACGAGAAACAAAGCUCGGGCUGUUUCUAAGAAGAGAGCUCGCUCCCCACAUCCAUCCCCAAAGGGCCUGCCUCCUGCUGUCCACCUCCACCCUCCCUCACUGGGCAUGGUGGGUGUGGAGGAGGUGGCAUGGGAACUUCUGAGUGAGCCCAAGUCCAGGUGGUCUCAGUGGUUUUGAAAGGCAGCGUAGACCAGUAGGGCCAGGGUUGGUUGAACCAUUUCUUCUAAAACUAAAUUAAACGGAAACCACUUUUCAAAAUCUCAGCCCACACAAGUGUUGCCCAAGACACUCAGCUGCAGUUACGGUGCAGUUGGGGAAGAUGUGGGGGAUCCCCAAUUCUGUUCCACUUAGAUGUGCUCCAAGCCACACACAGAGCUCAGGCAUUUCCUGCCUCCCUAGGUGAAGCUGAGUCUGGACAAGCAGGGCUGCACAUAAGAGGUGCCAAGGGUUUAGCUCAGCUGCACAGAUGCCAGCUUCUGGGCUUCCCCAAGGUUUGAGACAUCCGAGACGAGUGGGCAUCCAAGAGCCAGAUGUGGUUCCAGGUACUGCAGGGCAGCUGGCCUCUUUCUCUCUCGGCCCAUUUGGCUUAGUCUAAGCUAGAGGGCAGGGAGCCCCCCUUUUCCUGCACCAAAAACCCACGGCCAUCUGCCAGUAAGUGUUGGCACACAGUGAUCACCCAGCCUGUGAUUCGGGGAAAGUGAAUAUGUGGAUGGGUGUGUAGUGAAGAGGGUAUUUAUUGCUGGAGUCUCACCUGGCUGGGGGGGCUUUGCUAACUGGGAAGAGUGGGAGUCCCUUUCUCUCUGAACUGCCCCCACAAAUACCAUGUCUUCUUUGAUCAUGUUUGGAGUCACAGUAAUGCCCACAUUUGAUGUUGGUAGCCUCAAACUGAUAGGGGCCAUGGCCUACUCAGAGCCUCCUGCCCUGAGACUGGCCAGCACCUGCUGUCUUCCUGCUUGUUCUACUUCAGUUCACAGGGAGGCCACAGUAGCUAUCCAGUAGUUCAAGCCAAGGGUCCAGAGUGGAGGGGGUCUGGGACUUGACUGGGGCAGGAGCAUGGGAGCCAGUGUCUGUAACUGGAUCUCAUUCCCUGAGUUGUAAGAACCAAUGGUCUCUCCUUUUAACUGAGCCCCAAAGGCCCCCUUACAAUGACAAGCACGCCAGUCCCAUCAGCUCAAACCCUCUGGCCCUCCCAGGACCCCACAGCAUAAGGUGAGGUUCUCCUGCCAGCAAAGCCAUUCUGAUUGCCCCACACUCCAAGGGGGCCAAGCCAAUCAUGUCAGCCAUAAUCCACCAGGGUCCUCAGCCGCUUUUCUUCGGGUUGUGUUUAUGGGUCCUGUUCAGCCUUCAUCAGUGGAAGGCCCCAGUCCCUUCUGCACAUGUGACAGUGCACACUGGUGUGCAUGUGUGAGCACAUGCACACAAGUAUACACACAAGGAAACCAACCGAACCCCAAUGUUGUCUUCUGCAUGUGGUGAGAUGGACUUGUGACCCUUGUGUGACCUCCGGCUGCUGUCCUGUCUUGUAAAAAACGUUCACAUGUUUAAGAAUUUCCAAGCAAAUGGUCCCUUAAUGAAGUCUGCAGCGUUCAAUAAAAGAUCCGGAGAAAACAA
Molecule: messenger RNA, 11091 nt
Organism: Peromyscus maniculatus bairdii (prairie deer mouse)
Lineage: Eukaryota; Metazoa; Chordata; Mammalia; Rodentia; Cricetidae
Source: RefSeq, a predicted model, not a curated record